AUGCACGGUUUUCAUUCGACUCCACGGCGACAGGGCCUUCCGUUUUAUCUACUUGCUUCGGUAUUCAAGGCGUCAACGACUCUUGAGAUUGCACGAACUGCAGGUCGAAUUGUCCUCACUUUUGUUCCUGUUAUCCUCCUCAAAAAUCACAAAUCACGAAAGUACCUAAAGUUUGCUGAUAUCAAAGGCAUUCCAACCUCAGAGGAGAAGAAAACGCAGCUUCUGAAGAGGAUACGAAACCGCACCAUUCUAUUCCAUAUUUUAUUGCUUAUCCCAGCGAGCUUGUUCUGGCUCACAAUCAUUGCUAGCAUGGAACGCACUCCGUUAACGGGACGAUGGCGCUUGAUCAUCUUAUCGCCAGAGGAGGAGGAUGAUAUAGCUACCCAGCUAGCAGGUCCUGGUUGGUAUAAAGCAGUCGACGAUAUUCUUGCUCAGGACGGCCCAACACGGUACAUACCUCCUAGUGAUUGGAGGUACGAAUGGAUCAGGAACACUCUACGGAGUCUGGAGGGAACGCUCCCCAUUCUGAUCCAGGAGCGAGAGUUGUGUCCCGACUGGGUGGAACAUGGACCUCAUAAUCAACCGUUACCACCCCCAGCAGAAUACCCUUUACGACCCCGACCUCGUGCCUCAGAAACCCUCCGGCGAAUGUGUUCAGCGAUGUGUGAGCGUACUGCUCCUCCUAUACCACAUGCUGUUGCCGGUCCGCCUUAUUCCCUGUUGGUUGUGGAUAAACCGGAGGCUUCUAAUGCGUUUUCGUAUGGUUUUGGUCCCGACGGCGGCGGGGGUAUCGUCGUCUACUCAGGGUUCAUUGACGAGAUACUUGCGAGAUCUCCUUGUGAUUCCGUCACGGUCCCUGAACAGCAAUCUUGGUGGUCAUUGCUCCUUGGCCGCUCCUCUUCCUCUUCACAUCCAAUUCCCUCUGAGAGACAAAAAACAGAGAUGGCAAUUCUUCUAGCGCAUGAACUCUCUCAUCUCAUACUCUCGCAUCACUUGGAAACGCUAUCGUCAGGAACCGUAAUCAUACCCGGAACAUUGUCCAUUUUGUCUGAUGUCCUGCGCGUAUUCAUAUUUCCCUUUACCAUGCUUUUCGGUCCUUUCGUCAACGACGCCCUUGCUCAGUUGGGUAGGGUUGGAUCUGGAGAGUUGGUCAAGGUCGGAGAUUAUUGUACCAGCGUUGCACAGGAGAUCGAAGCAGACGUUGUCUCUGCAAGACUUCUCGCUCAUGCUGGCUAUGACGUGCGGGAAGCUGUCAGCUUCUGGGAAGAACGUGCCACCUCAGCCACCGAAUGCGCCCACGCUGAGUCCAUUGAUGGCGCAACAACCAAGGCGGACUCGUUGGCUCGACGCAUCAUGGGCGCUAGUCAUCCUAUGAAUGAGGUGCGCGUGGAUCGUUUGAAGUCCGAACUGGUUCGAUGGGAGACUGAGCGCCGAGCUGCUUUGCUGAAACGAGAACACGGCGCGCAGGAGAGUAGUAUCGUUCUGGCGGCAGCAUGA
Molecule: messenger RNA, 1497 nt
Organism: Desarmillaria tabescens
Lineage: Eukaryota; Fungi; Basidiomycota; Agaricomycetes; Agaricales; Physalacriaceae
Product: peptidase family M48-domain-containing protein
Exons: 4
Coding region: 1-1497 (498 amino acids)
Biological process (GO): protein quality control for misfolded or incompletely synthesized proteins; mitochondrial protein processing
Cellular component (GO): mitochondrial inner membrane
Molecular function (GO): metalloendopeptidase activity
Source: RefSeq, a predicted model, not a curated record